This is a messenger RNA of Rhodofomes roseus, 648 nucleotides long. Its product is annotated as breast carcinoma amplified sequence 2. The record is from RefSeq and is a predicted model, not a curated record. Lineage: Eukaryota; Fungi; Basidiomycota; Agaricomycetes; Polyporales; Fomitopsidaceae. Gene Ontology annotation, cellular component: Prp19 complex; precatalytic spliceosome; catalytic step 2 spliceosome. The coding region runs from base 1 to 648 and encodes 215 amino acids. The transcript has 4 exons. Gene Ontology annotation, biological process: mRNA processing.
AUGGCGAUUGAUGAAGCGAGUAACAGCAUGAUAUUUGACUCUCUGCCCUACUACGACAACGACCUGGAGCAAUUUCCUGUUUUGAAGGAGAAAGUAGAGAAGGAACUAGCCCGCGAAGCCAAACCAUCACAGACUUUGCAUCCACGCGUCCCUCCACCUCCAGAACUUUUCACAAGUCAUCCGCUGCUCGAAGCAGAACUCGCUCGCAUCGAGUCUCAUCAACCGCUGCCGCCACUAGAUACCACGCGGCAUCAACUGCCAGGUCCCCAGAAUCCAGAAAAUGAGGAGGAGUGGAGGUCCGCUCUGAACAAUGCACGCGCCCAACUAGAACAUCAACGACUCCGGCAUGCCAACCUUGCUCUUCUACAACAAUAUGGUCCCAACUCGUGGCGGAUCCAUAACUACCUUACGGACUCCACCGUAAAUAACAUCGAGAAAUCGUUGGAAGAGCUGAAGAAUCUGACGACUGAAGUGAACCGCGAGCGGAAGAAUGCCCAGACAAGGAUAGGCACUCAACUGACAUCGUUAGAAACACGAUGGACAGAGCUCAUCUCCAAUAUACUGCAGAUCGAGAUGGCCAAUGUUGCUUUGGAGGCCGAGAUCGACAGGCUGAACAAAAGCGAGGCUGAGCUCUCAGCUGGUCUCUGA